Nymphalis io (European peacock) is the source of this 1303-nucleotide messenger RNA. It is a transcript of the gene SDR39U1, whose product is annotated as epimerase family protein SDR39U1. The record is from RefSeq and is a predicted model, not a curated record. The transcript has 5 exons. The coding region runs from base 232 to 1137 and encodes 301 amino acids. Lineage: Eukaryota; Metazoa; Arthropoda; Insecta; Lepidoptera; Nymphalidae.
CUAAACUGUUUCAAUUUCUUCGGUACCUACCUAACUGUUAUUGACUUAUUGUUAACAUGUCAGACAAAAUAUCAGCUGUUCUACUAUAAACAAUAAUUUACUCGAAAUAAACAUAACUAUUGAAAUAAUUUGAAUCGUAAAUGAUGCUUUAAAUAAUUAAGAUAAAAUAAAAAUUAUAUAGUAUUUGUAUCUAAAUAAUUUACGGCUAAAUAGUUACAUAACUUUAAAAGAAUGGCUACCAAAAAAGUUUUAAUUGGUGGCGGUACAGGAUUUGUGGGAACUCGUGCAAAUAAACUUUUAAGAGCCAGUAACUACAAUGUGGUCAAUAUAUCUAGAAUGCCUGCAGCUAAUAAUAUAUCUUGGACAUCAUUGGAGGCAUCUGGAUUGCCUUCAAAUACUUGUGCCGUUGUAAAUCUGGCUGGCCAGCAAUUCAUGGAUUUUACAAAAAUAUGGAGUCCUGGUUUUAAACAAAAUGUUCUAAACUCUCGUGUAUACACAACAAGAGCAUUAGCUACAGCAAUAAACAAAAGCAAAAGUAAACCCAAAGUGUUUGUUUUGAUAACUGGAGUCGGGGCCUAUGAGCCAUCUGAAACUAAUAGAUAUGAUGAGUCUAGUCCUUCAACAGGCAAUGAUUUUUUUUCAAAACUUCUUAUUGAAUGGGAGAAAGCUGCUAAUGUAGAUCCACCUGUCCGACUUGUAAUUAUUAGAUCUGGAGUGGUGAUAGGUCGUGAUGGUGGUAUGAUCAAGAAUAUGAUACUGCCAUUUUAUUUAGGCCUCGGUGGUCCAAUAGCAUCUGGCAAACAAUUUCUACCUUGGAUCCAUAUAGAAGAUUUAACCAGACUAAUUCAAUUUGCAAUAGAAAAUCAAGAAGUUAAAGGCAUAUUAAAUGGUGUUGCUCCUCAAGUUAUCACUAAUAUAGAUUUUACAAAGGCAUUUGCUAAAGCCCUGUCUCGACCAGCAUUUUUCACAGUCCCUGAGUUUGUACUAAAUCUUCUUCUACACAAGGAAAGAGCAAUGAUGUUAACUAAGGGCCAACAUGUUAUCCCCAAGAGAACAUUAGAAUAUGGUUUUCAGUACAAGUAUCCUAAUAUAGAUGCAGCGUGUGCAGAAUGUGCUCACUUAUUCUCAAAGAAUUAAUUUCCUCAGAAUAUUUUAAGCAAAAAUAAUUUAUAAUGAAUUUAAAAUAGAUGAAAUUUAUUUUAUAUAUUAAAACUUAAAUAUUAAUAUACAAUUUAAAAGACAUGAUAAAUUGAAGUCAUUAAAUUUAAGAUUUGUAUUAAUAAAGUGAUAGUUUGAUCUUGGA